AUUGCUAACAAGGUUGUUUUCUUAAUCUCUCGGAUAUAGCAGCUAGCUAGAUCCAACACGUUUGCUCCAUCCAGGUGAGUGCGCCGACUGUAAAUGUUUCACCUGGAGGCCGGUGACGUCGACGCGCAACAUCUCCGGAAAAAGGAAACUUGGGAUCCAUGAUAAUCUUACUCCAAAUUCAGACAAGUUAAUGGCUCCUCUUUCGAUUUAACCACGUAUUCAUUCAUGACUGGUGUUCGUUAAACCGUUGCUGCUUAUGUUAAAAGCUGACUUGUUCAAUUAAUAUCACCAAUGUCUGCCUCCGCUGUGUUCGUGUUGGAUCUGAAAGGAAAGGUGCUGAUCUGUCGUAACUACAAAGGGGAUGUGGACAUGUCGGAGAUCGACCACUUCCUGCCACUUAUGAUGCAGCAGGAGGAAGAGGGGCUUCUCUGUCCAGUUCUGACCCAUGGAAGCGUUCAUUUCCUCUGGAUAAAGCACAGCAACCUCUACUUGGUGGCCACAACCAAUAAGAACUCAAAUGCUUGCCUUGUGUAUGCUUUCCUGUAUAAAAUAGUGGAGGUGUUCACAGGGUACUUUAAGGAGUUAGAGGAGGAGAGCAUUCAGGACAACUUUGUGGUGGUGUAUGAGCUGCUGGAUGAGCUGAUGGACUUUGGCUUCCCCCAGACCACUGACAGCAAGAUUCUUCAGGAAUACAUAACCCAAGAAGGCAACAAGCUGGAAGUGACCAAGACCAAAGUACCCACUACAGUCACAAAUGCUGUCUCAUGGAGGUCUGAAGGCAUCAAAUACAAGAAGAAUGAGGUUUUCAUCGAUGUCAUUGAGUCCAUUAAUGUCUUGGUGAAUGCGAAUGGGAGUGUGAUGAGCAGUGACAUCGUAGGGAGCAUCAAGCUGAAGACCAUGCUGUCUGGAAUGCCCGAGCUGCGACUAGGCCUGAACGACCGCGUGCUGUUCGCCCUCACCGGCCGGGACAAAGGGAAGACCGUGACGAUGGAGGACGUGAAGUUCCACCAGUGUGUGCGCCUGUCCCGCUUCGAGAACGACCGCACCAUCUCCUUCAUCCCCCCCGAUGGGGAGUCCGAGCUCAUGUCCUACCGCAUCAACACCCACGUGAAGCCUCUGAUCUGGAUUGAGUCGGUCAUCGAGAAGUUCUCUCACAGCAGAGUGGAAAUCAUGGUGAAAGCAAAGGGGCAGUUCAAAAAACAGUCUGUGGCUAAUAAUGUGGAAGUGAGAGUGCCGGUCCCAAGUGAUGCUGACUCCCCCAAAUUCAAAACCAGCACGGGACAUGCCAAGUAUGUUCCGGAGAAGAACCUGGUGGUGUGGACCAUCAAGUCCUUCCCCGGGGGAAAGGAGUUCCUGAUGCGUGCCCAUUUUGGGCUCCCCAGCGUGGAGAAGGAUGAAAUGGAGGGCAAGCCACCAAUCACUGUCAAUUUUGAGAUCCCUUAUUUUACAGUUUCUGGGAUACAGGUUCGAUAUAUGAAGAUUAUUGAGAAGAGUGGCUACCAGGCCCUGCCCUGGGUGAGGUACAUCACACAGAGUGGAGAUUACCAACUACGGACUAACGCUUAGUCUGCUGGUCACUCCUGGAUCCCUGUGCAUACACAAGUGCAGGGGAGGUCACAGAGCAAUGAUCAAGAAUCCUGCCUCUACACACCCUUACACAAGUCUUGAAGCUUGAGGCUGGGUAAUAGCUUGGCGCUGUUUUGUCUAGAUUAUGCUACCCUUUCAAAUUGCAAUUACUCCAUGAACCAAAAUGAAUUUGUAGAUAAUAAACAGAGUAUGCUCCAGAUUUUAAUUACUUGUGGAAUGAUCUCUGACCUUUGUGCUGUUUUUUGUGAUAGUUAUUGGAUUGUUUUGUGUGUUAUAACUGAGUUGGUUGAUUAUAUUUGUUUUAAAUAUUAUUUUUUAAAAGUUUGCUUUAAAUGAACUUGAAACUACUUAGUUUUGUUACAAUUUAAUGGAUGCAAUGGCAAAAUGCAAAAUGAUUUUGUGCCACUUAUUUUGUGUUUUCAAUUAAAGGAAUGCACUUGCA
This is a messenger RNA of Anguilla rostrata (American eel), 2029 nucleotides long. RefSeq names its product adaptor related protein complex 1 subunit mu 2 (gene ap1m2). The record is from RefSeq and is a predicted model, not a curated record. Gene Ontology annotation, cellular component: clathrin adaptor complex; clathrin-coated vesicle. Lineage: Eukaryota; Metazoa; Chordata; Actinopteri; Anguilliformes; Anguillidae. Bases 292 to 1566 code for a protein of 424 amino acids. Gene Ontology annotation, molecular function: clathrin-cargo adaptor activity. The transcript has 12 exons. Gene Ontology annotation, biological process: intracellular protein transport; vesicle-mediated transport.